AAACAAAAACGAUACGUCAAACUUGACAGUAGUGACAUUCGUCGAUUAUUUAUCGCCGCUUCAAUCUCAAAUUAAACCUUUGUUCGACCAAAAUGGGCGGAGAAGCGGCAUUUCCGCGCCCCGACGAUGCCUAAUCCGGCAAAAAUCCUCACUUUUCCCAAAAAACUCCACGCCUUCGCGAUGUCUCGGUCAGGUAACGAAAAGGCGUAAUAGGAAGAUUUCCAGAGCCGAGUGCCCCCUUUCCGUCGAAUAAUACUCGCAUUUGUUGUUAUGGAGGACAGUCUGAGCGUGAAGUCCAACGAGUCGUUGGCGACGAGCGAAGAGUUCGACUUCGUCGGCGACAAGCCCGGGGCGAACAAGACACCCACUUUGGACAUCAAAAACGGGGACCUGAACGAGCUGAAGAGCGCGCUGACGGAGGUGCUGCAGGAGACCGGGCGAAACAUGGGCGAAGUGGAGAACAACCAGAAGAAGAUCGGGCAUUCAACGUUCUACGGGUGUCUGGUGGAGCCAGGGAAGGAUCCGCUGACGAGGGAGCUGGACUCGUCGCCAGAGGAGAAACAGGACUCGGUGAAGCAGGACUCGAACGAGGACGAAGAGGUUUCAGAUAUCGACCAGGACUGCACCAUAUUUGCCGGCGUGACGUACUUGGGGGCGGCUGCCAUAAACGCCCCCAAGUCAGAAGCCGAAAUCCAACGUAACAUGGCCAUACUGAACGAACAGAGUUCGGAACAGGGCAUCAAAGUCUCUGUGUCGGUGCCAUGCUCAUCGCAGGGUUUCGUCGUGUUGUAUGAUGCCAUCUCGAAUUCGGUCAUAUCUCGGUACGAAAUCCACCGCAUACUGUUCUAUGCGAGAGGUGCCAUAGAAAGUACCGAGGCUGGAUGUUUCGCGUUCACGUGGUCGCACGGGGACACCCAGGAGUCCGCCAUUUUUCAGUGCCAUGUUUUUCGGUGUGACAUAGCGGAGGCGGUGUCCAGAGUUUCAGGGUGUUUCGCCAAAGCGUUUCAGAGGGUUCCGCGCUCGAUGAGCAGUUCGGUAACGUCUGCGGUCGACAUGACGGGUUCCAUUACGACCUUACCGGACGCCAGAACGCUGAUGUACGUAUUCGAAGUGAGUCUAGAGAUUAGGGAGGAUGAUGGCAAGGGUACUUUCUCGGUGGUGGGAAAAGACAGGGGCGGCUUCAAGCUCAAAAGCAACGUGGAGAAGCAGCUGUGUUUGAGCAUACGUCAGGUGUCGGACAACGGGCCCCAGCUGCACAUCGAGAGGUGUUUCGGGGUCCUGGUGGCGCCGGGACGUCACGUGAGGCACUCGGAUAUGCAACUACUGGAAAUGAAGGAGCAAGCUCCAUCAAACAACACCUCGGUGGACCGUAACUGCACCCUCAUUUCCGCGACCUGGGACCCCACGGAGCCCUCCUUCGAAUCUCUGAACAUAGAAACCCCCAAAGACGUGAAGCAGUUCAUGACAGUGGCCGUAGACCUCGUGAUUCGCGGCAUCCAGGAACCGGUGCGGUUCCAGAUCGAGACCGCCGUGAGGAUCUUCGGCCAGAGCGAGCGCAACUUCUGGUACUUCCAGAAGAGGUCGCUCGUGCAGCAGUUCUUCUUGAAUUUAAAAGAGGUGGUAGCUGGGGAUCUUAACGACAUUUAUUAUGAAGUGUUGAACAUGGAGACGUCGGGGGAAUUGGACAAGAAUUUGCUGAAUUUGAACCUGAAUCUGUCCAGCCUUAUACAAUCGCCUAGUAUUACGUCCAUUGAUACCAUUACGCCCAAGGAGGAGUACAACUCGGACGGCGACGAGCCGCUGCUGAGCGGGACGGGAUUGGUCUCGAAGGAUUGCUCAGAGGAUGUCCUUGAAAGUUGGGCCGAUGUACUUACUCGCUGGAAGUCGACCAAACAACCACCCAAGCAACUGGCGAGUUUAGUGCGGACGGGGAUACCCGAAGCGCUGCGGGGGGAGGUGUGGCAGCGGUUGGCGGGGGUGGAGGAGAACACAGAGAUGAUGGAAAAUUAUAGAUUACUCAUUACGAAAGAAAGUAGCUGUGAGAAUGUGAUACAAAGAGACAUUGCACGAACGUUCCCCGCCCAUGAUUUUUUCAAAGAAGCGGGAGGUUUGGGCCAGGAUUCUCUCUACAGAGUUAGUAAAGCGUACGCCGUCUACGAUUCAGAAGUAGGAUAUUGUCAAGGACUUAGUUUUCUAGCUGCUACGUUGUUGUUGCAUAUGCCCGAGGAGCAAGCUUUCUGUGUUUUAGUGAAACUAAUGUACGACUACCGUCUCAGAGACUUAUACAAAGACGGUUUCGACAAUCUCUACCUGCGCCUUUACCAACUCAACUGCUUAAUGAAGGAACAGUUGACGCAACUGUGGCAACACUUCGCCGACCACCACGUCGAAACCCACAUGUUCGCUUCCCAGUGGUUCCUCACCCUCUUUACUGCCAGAUUCCCUCUGAACUUCGUGUUUCAAAUAAUCGACGUAUUCUUACUCCAAGGCAUCGAUACGUUGUUCCAAGUAGCGUUGGCCUUGUUGACGGCAUACACCAAGGACUUACUCCAACUCGACUUCGAAGGAAUUUUGAAAUACUUCCGCGUUUCCCUGCCCAAGAAGUGCAGAAACGAGGAGUCAACGCGGCAGUUAAUCAAGACAGCUUGUAGCAUAAAAGUGAAGAAGUUGAGGAAGUUCGAGGCUGAGUAUUUCGCGCUUAAAGACGGCUGGGAAAUUAUCAUGUUGGAUUCAGAGGCUGCAGAUAACGCGGAGAGCGAAGCCAACGAAGUCCAACAGCUCCGUCUGACAUUAUCGCGCUACGAAGAAGAGAGAAAACUGAUGUUGGAUGAAAUCGCUCAACUAAAAGAUAUGCUAAAGCGUGAAGUGGAGCAAGCGGAAAAGGACAAGAAGAACAACGCGACAAUCAUCAACGACUACAAACUAGUCCGACAGAGAUUAGAUACGCAGUUGCACGCGGUCCGGACGGAACUAGAGAACCUUAAAUUUAAAAUCUCGAAUUGCGAGAAAUGCAGCACGGUGGUGCACGAGGCGAAGGAGAGUUGCGACGACGACGAGAACCGGUCGGAGAGGGUGCGCGAGUUGGAGUUGGAGUUGGCGCAGACGAAGUUGGCGCAAGUGGAGGCGGAGUGCCGGAAUCAGGAUUUGAUUCACCGGCUGAGGAACACCGAGAUAGAGUUGACGAGUGCGAAAAAUAGUUGGCCGCCGUGGCUGAGUAAGACUUUGAGCUCGAUUAAGGAAGUGGCGAACAAGAAGGAUUUCGGGAAUUUGACAUAUCCGCACGGGAACAUUCCGAACUCGACGCCAUCUUUUAUAUCUCAUAUUAAUGCAAUAAGGAGGGAGAGCGUGCCAUUGAGGAACGAACACAACAUCAAAGAACAGAGACGCGAGUCGACGCCUAUUAUUAAAGAUUCUCAAAGCUGUAGUAGUUUGAAAACUCAUAAUUGAUCGUAACAAUUGAUUUUAUUAGAAUUUUUAUUCAUUUGUUAGAUAUUAUUAUUUGUAAGGAUAAGUUAGAAUUUGUAUUAAUUUUAUUUAUGACAUGUGUACAAUAUAAAGAUACUAAUAUGUGAA
Messenger RNA from Zophobas morio, 3573 nucleotides. RefSeq names its product rab GTPase-activating protein 1-like (gene GAPcenA). The record is from RefSeq and is a predicted model, not a curated record. Lineage: Eukaryota; Metazoa; Arthropoda; Insecta; Coleoptera; Tenebrionidae. Bases 271 to 3447 code for a protein of 1058 amino acids. The transcript has 14 exons.